UCUGCUCCGAGACAUUUUCUUUUUCUCUGAAAUAUUUCAUGUUCAAAUAUCAGGACGUCACGACUUUGACUGAUGGAAGUUAUGUAUUUAAGAAUGAGUCUGUGAACAUAUAACGACAUUCAGAAUCACAAUCAUGAAUGCUGUAAAUACUGUGCAGCUGUUCAUUCUGGUUUGGACCUUUACUGCUGUCUGUCAAGAUUAUGAUGAAGGAAUCAGUGUAAGCUGUUAUAAUGUGACUGGAUCUGUGGGGAAAGAAGUAACUCUCACCUGCAGCGUCUCUCUGAAUAUCACUGGAUGCUGCAUUAUAAAGUAUAGGUUUCUAUACCCUGAGAUCUUUAAUGACUCUUCAAUCUGUCGUCAAUAUGUUUCUGUGAACUCCUGUGAACAGAGAAACAGUUUCACAUGCCGCUACACUCCAACUACAGCGAUGAAAGAACAAUUCAGAUUCUUUGUGCAAACAACGUGUGGAUCAGCAAAAGCAGAAAUCUUCACUCUUAACACAGUUUCCUCAGGACUUGUGGACCCAGUAAACCCAUCAGGAUCCCCUCCAUCAGAGAAACCAAGAUUCAGGAACACUGUCAUCACUGUGGUUGUGUUUGGUUUCAUCAUCUUCAUCUUCAUCAUGAUGGUGAUCAUUUGCAAAACAAAACCAGACUUCACCAAACUUUGUAGACGUCAGAACUGGAUGUUUCUGAGAGUCAGACAUGAUGAGGACAACAAUCGUCCAGGAACUGAGAUACAAUAGCAUUGAAUUUUGUUCAUUGUCACUUUUCAUGUGGUUCUUAUGAAAUCUUAUGAAACACACUAACUUUAUUAGAACUCCACUAAACUCUAUACUUAUAUCUUAAACUCAAACUACUGGAUAUAUAACUCUGGCUGUAGGUUUUAAACAGUUUUUUUCUGUUUUAUAUUGAUUUCUGUGAAAUUCAGCAUAUUAUUGAUCAGUUUUGAUCAGAGUAUAUUAUUUUAAUAAACUCAGACCUUUGUGAACUCUAAGAAGAAACAGCGAAACUCAAACUGUGUUUUCUGACUUUCAAGGCAUGUCUAUUAUGAAUGUAAUUUUAUUACUGAGCAAACAGCACAAUAGACACACUGUACAAACUAACAAGGAGCCGGGCACAGAAGUGAGGAGCAGCAUAUGACAUACAGUUGAGUGUGUAAAUGUGCAAAAAUUGUGUGUGUGUGUGUGUGUGUGUGUGUGUGUGUGUGGAGGUGGACAUCUAAAUGAUGUGGUGUUGUCUGUGUGUGAGUGGGUGGUAAGAGUCCAGUGCAGUAUGUGAGUACAGAUAUUAUCCCUCGGGUCAUCUGGAGUAAAUGAGUCUGAUGUCUUGGUGGAAGAAGCUGUCACACAGUCUGAUGAUGAGGGCCUGAAUGUUUCUGUACUUCCAUGAGAGGGGUGUGUGGGGUCACCCAAAAUACUGAUGGGUUUGUGAGUACAACAUGAUGUGAAGAUGAUCCGAGGAAGACGCUUCAUUCAAAGCAACUUACAUUGUGUUCAAGGUUUAUAUUUGAUCAGUUCAUGCACUCAAACCUGUAGCUAACACCAAUGUCUACUGUUUGAGAUACAGGAGCAACUGUCUGAGAAAUAACAUCUGUUCCUUGAAAGAGAACAAGAAGAUCCUACAGCUGAUGAAAACAAACAGCUUUCAUGUGUCGAGCGUUCAGAGUCAAGAAAAUCUCUCUUUCCAUCAACAGCCGUCAGACGAGACGACAAGAAUCCUCCACGAGAGUAAAGAUGGCAGAUGAACCAUGGACUGAUUUCACAACAGAAACACAGACAUCUUCAUUUUAUUUUAUUGCAAAUGUUUAUUUAUCAAUAUGAGUUUUUCAGCACCAACUAAUUCAUAUCUAUACUGCAAGGUGGCUGAUGCAAACAUCAACAAUAUAAGGAUACAAAAAUUAAAUCCCCCCCAAAAAACUAAUUUACUACAUAUUUACAGAAAAUAUAGGCCUGCCAUAUAAACAAUAUAAAAACACAUAAAUAUUAUAUUGAAAAAAGUAUAUUAAACACAAAUAAGUCUAUUUAAAUAAAUAAUCGUAUAAAAUAACUAUAAUAAAGUAAGUUCAUUGUUGAUUCAUUAACUGUGUAAUGAUCUUUUUUUGUAGUUUUUCUCUGAACUGCUGCUCAGCAGUCUCCUCUUUUCAGGAAAGUUUCAUAAUUUCAUCAUCCAUUCAAGCAAUAGCGACUGAAUGACAGAAUGCUGAAAGAUAGAUGUGAUGUGUGUAGAAACCAUGAUGAUAAACAUGAAUGAAAUUAAUCAUAUUCAUUAUCAUACAGUUUUUAUAUGACAGCAUUAAAUCAAAUAAAAAUGU
Carassius auratus (goldfish) is the source of this 2313-nucleotide messenger RNA. RefSeq lists its product as uncharacterized. NCBI's taxonomy places the organism in Eukaryota, Metazoa, Chordata, Actinopteri, Cypriniformes, Cyprinidae. Bases 134 to 745 code for a protein of 203 amino acids. The record is from RefSeq and is a predicted model, not a curated record. The transcript has 4 exons.